Messenger RNA from Fusarium subglutinans, 513 nucleotides. Its product is annotated as ATP synthase subunit delta mitochondrial. Gene Ontology annotation, biological process: proton motive force-driven ATP synthesis. The transcript is spliced from 4 exons. The record is from RefSeq and is a predicted model, not a curated record. Bases 1 to 513 code for a protein of 170 amino acids. NCBI's taxonomy places the organism in Eukaryota, Fungi, Ascomycota, Sordariomycetes, Hypocreales, Nectriaceae. Gene Ontology annotation, molecular function: proton-transporting ATP synthase activity, rotational mechanism.
AUGAACUCCUUCCGCGUUGCCCGUGCGGCUCUCCGAGCUCGCCCCUCCGCCAUCCGAGUCCCCCUCCAGCGAAGAACCUACGCCGAGGCCGUCCCCGACAAGGCAAGAUUCAGCCAACCCCGUGCCCCGGCUACGACUGGGUUUUGCUCUAUCUACAAGUCCCAGGAUGUCGUCCAGGUCAACAUCCCCGCCGAGUCUGGAGAGAUGGGUGUCCUUGCCAACCACGUUCCUUCCAUUGAGCAGCUGAAGCCUGGUCUGGUUGAGGUUGUCGAGGAGUCCGCUGGCUCCAAGCAGUUCUUCCUCUCUGGUGGAUUCGCUACCGUCCAGCCCAACUCCGUCCUCAGCAUCAACGCUGUUGAGGGAUACCCCCUUGAGGACUUCAGCGCUGAGGCCAUCCGAGCCCAGAUCGCCGAGGCCCAGAAGGUUGCCAACGGCAGCGGAAGCGAGCAGGAUAUUGCUGAGGCCAAGAUCGAGCUGGAGGUUCUCGAGACCCUGUCUGCACACGUGAAAUAG